Fusarium oxysporum Fo47 is the source of this 616-nucleotide messenger RNA. RefSeq lists its product as uncharacterized. The transcript is spliced from 2 exons. Bases 23 to 616 code for a protein of 197 amino acids. NCBI's taxonomy places the organism in Eukaryota, Fungi, Ascomycota, Sordariomycetes, Hypocreales, Nectriaceae. The record is from RefSeq and is a predicted model, not a curated record.
CAACACUUGAGCAUCUGUCAAAAUGGCUGGUCCUCACGAGUACUCCUAUGGCAAUCAGCAGCAGCAACAGUACCCUCCUCAGCAACCGUACCCUAAUCAACAGCAGUAUCCUCCUCCGCAAUACAAUGCGCCGCCUCAAUAUGGAUACUACCCACCGUAUCAAGCCCAACCAGCUCCUUACCGCCGAACUCCACGCCAAAACUUCGCUGUCGUGACUGCGCGACAGCUGAAUAUCGCUAUUCCUGUUGUCAUUAUUAUCUUGAGUAUCUGGUGGUCUCUAAGAUCGCAGAUCUGUCCGAGCGAUGUACCCAUCGGUCAUGAAUGUUCGUGGAUGCUCUGGACGGCUUUGCCUGUAGGCAUUGCGUCUUUGCUUUGGGCGGUCGUGAUGAAUAUCUCUGCCCGUCGCGCCAAUCAUUCUAUGUCUUACGUCCCGGCAAUUGUCGACACCAUCGUGCAGCUCAUCCUUGCGCUCGGUGCAACGGCAUGCUUCGCUAUUCUCAUCUAUCACAUGGAGAACUAUUCUGUCUGGAAUCGAAGUCUGGAGGGCUCCAUGAUCGCUCUUCUAGUAAUACUAGCGUACGUAAACUCGUGUAACAGUCUGGCGAAAGUUUGCUAA